AUGUGUGAUUGCAGUGAUCUUUGCGGCGUUACGCAUGUUAACUGUUCAGAACGUUACUAUGAGAACUAUUACGGUGAACGUGCUGAGUACGACACAGCUGCAGAUAACGAAUAUGAGCAAGACAGUGGCGAGGAUUUUGCUAGAAACGUUGAAAGUGACGUGAAUCAGUACGAAGUGGAGAAUCAAAUUCAAGCUGAGUAA
Molecule: messenger RNA, 201 nt
Organism: Anisakis simplex (herring worm)
Lineage: Eukaryota; Metazoa; Nematoda; Chromadorea; Rhabditida; Anisakidae
Source: the annotation of a GenBank genome assembly